CUCCGGCCAGGCGGGGGCGCUCUCCCGGCCGCCCGCCCGCCUGCCGCCAAGCGUGCUGGGAGCGGUAGUUCUCGCUCCCGGUGCAGCUCCUCGCCCCCGGUGCGCUUCGCCGCCGUCUCUCGCCGCUCGCACCGUGCCCUUGCCCGCUGAAGACACCCCGCCGGGCCUCGCCCUACCCUCGAACCGCCGCUCCCGGCAGGCAGUGCGCCCCUCCAGACAUCCACAGCCCCUGGGACACCCUGUACUGCUGGUGAUCGUGGGGAGCUGUCCAGAAGCCUGCUCCUGACCGUCCUGCUGUGCCUGGUACCACCGCAGCCUGCCCGAGAAUGCCAAGCAGCCGUCGGCAGCAGAGAGACUGAGGCCAGCAGUGGAGACUCCACUAUCAAGUCACCAGCAAAGCUGCUGACACCAGGAGCAAAGAAGCUGAGUGGAGCCCAAAGCAGAUCAGUUCCUGACUGCAGGCAGGAGCCAGCUGGAUGCUGUGGGAAGCCCCCUGGGAGCUGUGGUUUGUGCGACGCUGACUGAGGGACUCACCAUGUGAGCCUGGGGCAGCUCCUUCCAGCAGGCUUGGUGUGCUCCCAGCAGCCCUGUGCAGAGACCUUCUAGCAUGCUCCUCCAGCCAGGCUGCUCAGCUGGUGCCAACAGCGGCCGCUGCAUCCCGGGCACACCAGGCUGACCUCGCUCCAGCUGGGCACUGCACCUGCAGGGCAGAAGCUGUGUUGGUGCUUCUGGAGCAGCUGGGCCAGAGAUCUGCUCUUUGAAAGCACCGACCUCCCUUCUCCAGUCUGAGCUUUACAGCAGCCCAUGCCGCGGCGCCUCCUCGCCUGUGCCACCCGCACCGCCCCCAGUGCCGCUGCCUCGGACCUAACCUAGGCUAAAGCUUCCACGUGGGCUGGCUCGGGUCGGGGCAGCCAUGGGGAGCUCUGCCUCGUCGCUGGCCGCGGAGACGGAGUCGGACCAUGGCUUCGCGGGCGCGCCCUACCCCGGGCACCCGGCCGUGAGCUGGUGUAGGAGUAGCCCCGGUGGCCCCGUGUGGGACAGUGCCCUCCUAACCAGGCAGCACCAGCAGCUGCAGCAGCGGCUGCGAAGCCACUCUCACUCUCCUGGCUCCAUGGCUGCCGUCCGCGAGUGGUCCUGCACCCGCUGCACCUUCCUGAACCCUGUUGGCCAGCGCCAGUGCUCCAUCUGUGAAGCCCCCCGCCAGAAGCCCGACCUCAACCACAUCCUGCGGCUCAGCGUGGAGGAGCAGAAAUGGGCCUGUGCCCGCUGCACCUUCCGCAACUACCUGGGCAAGGAGACCUGCGAGGUGUGCGGCUUCGCCCCGGAGCCAGGCCCCAGCAGCUCCCCCUUGCCGGUCAUCAACGGCAUCUUGCCCAAGCCUGCCGUGCUGGCAGAGCCCAAGGGCACGGCCAAGGAGGAGGCUGCCAAGACAGAGAGCAGCAGUGAGGACUCGGAGGGGAAGAGCCCGGAGGAAGCGGAGCCGGAGAGCGGCUGGGCCUGCCAGCGCUGCACGCUGCACAACACCCCCGUGGCCAACUCCUGCUCCGCCUGCGGGGGCCCGCGCAAGCUGUCCCUGCCCAAGAUCCCCCCCGAGGCGCUGGUCGUCCCCGAAGUCAUCACCCCCGCUGGAUUUCACAUGGCCCCCUCCACCCCGCAGCCGUCAGCCUCUGCGGAAAUCUCCGACGGUGACGCUGCGGCCGCUCAAGGUCCAGUGGCUAUGGAACAAGAGGCCCAGAAGAUGCCACCUUUCAGCCCCUUCUCCCCGGGGCUCCAGAAUAACCCCGUGCCCCGAAGUCGCCGGGAGGUGCCCCCGCAGCUGCAGAUGCCAGGCCCCGAAGCCUGCCAGGCUGCCACCCAGAGCUCGGCGGGGCAGAAGGGCUCUCCACAGGGCCAGGCCAGGGCCGCCCCGGCCGCGCGCUUCCAGGAGCUGCUGUCCAACAAGCGGCUGAGCGUGCUGGAGGAGGAGAUGGAGGUCAGCCCGUCCCACUGGAAGUGCAGCUCCUGCUCCCUGCUCAACUCCUCCGGGGCCAGCAAAUGCGAGGCUUGCGGCGCCCAGAGAGGCAGCGACACCAUCAACCUGACGGGUGACUCGGUGAGGUUCACCCCCUGCAGCCCUUCCAGCCCGGACUUCACCACCUGGUCCUGUUCCAAGUGCACGCUCAAGAACCCCACGCUGGCGCAGAAGUGCAAGGCCUGCGGCUGCUCCAAGCUGCACGGCUUCCAGGAGCACAGCGCACAGGCCGAGCCCACCCCGCGCUGCUGCCCGGACUGCGGCGCCUCCGACCGCGCCGCCUGCCCCUGCGGCGCCAGGGCCCCCUCGGCCCGCAAGGUCGCCAGGCUGUUCCCCUCGCAGCUGCCCGGCGGGCAGGACAGGCCCGGGCAGUGGGCUUGUCCCGCCUGCACGCUGCUGAACGAGCUGAAGGCCAAGCACUGCGCGGCCUGCCACACGCCGCAGCAGUACAUGGCGCAGCGCAAGGGCCUGAAGCCGCUGAAGAGGCGCGAGAGCAUGCACGUGGAGAAGAGGCGGCAGACAGACGAGGGCGAGGCCAAGGCCCUCUGGGAGAACAUCGUCACCUUCUGCCGAGAGAACAAAGUGAAUUUCGUGGAUGACAGCUUCCCCCCCGGGCCCAGGUCGGUGGGCUUCCCCGAGGGGGACAGCGUGCAGCAGAGGGUGAAGCAGUGGCUGCGGCCCCACGAGAUCAACUGCAGCAUCUUCAAGGAGCGGGCGGUCAAGUGGUCUGUGUUCCGCACGCCCAGGCCCUCCGACAUCCUGCAAGGGCUGCUGGGAAACUGCUGGUUCCUGAGUGCCCUGGCCGUGCUGGCCGAGCGACCAGAGCUGGUGGAGAGGGUGAUGAUCACCCGGAGCCUGUGUCCCGAGGGUGCCUACCAGGUGCGGCUGUGCAAGGAUGGCACCUGGACCACGGUGCUGGUGGACGACAUGCUGCCCUGCGACGAGUGCGGCUACCUCCUCUUCUCCCAGGCCCAGAGGAAGCAGCUGUGGGUUGCCCUGAUUGAGAAGGCCCUGGCCAAGCUGCACGGUUCGUACUUUGCCCUGCAGGCCGGGCGUGCUAUCGAAGGCCUGGCUACACUAACGGGUGCCCCCUGCGAGAGCCUGAUGCUGCAGGUCAGCUCCACUAACCCUCGCGAGGAGCCCAUUGACACUGACCUCAUCUGGGCCAAAAUGCUGAGUUCUAAGGAGGCUGGGUUCCUGAUGGGUGCAUCGUGUGGCGGAGGCAACAUGAAGGUGGACGACGUGGCCUACGAGAGCAUGGGGCUGCGCCCCCGGCACGCCUACUCCAUCCUGGACGUGAGGGAUGUCCAGGGCUUCAGGCUGCUGCGGCUGCGGAACCCCUGGGGCCGCUUCUCCUGGAACGGCAGCUGGUCUGACGAGUGGCCGCACUGGCCAGUGCCCCUGCGCCACGACCUGAUGCCCCACGGCAGCAGCGAGGGAGUCUUCUGGAUGGAGUACAGCGACUUCAUCAAGUACUUCGACUCGGUGGAUAUCUGCAAGCUGCACUCGGACUGGCACGAGGUGCGCGUGCAGGGCAUGUUCCCCAACAAGGCCAGCGGGCCGGUGGUGGUCACCUCGCUGACGGUGCUGGAGCGUGCCGCCCUGGAGUUUGCCCUCUUCCAGGAGGGCAGCAGGCGAUCGGACACUGUGGACAGCCACCUGCUGGACCUCUGCAUCAUGGUGUUCCGAGCCACCUUCAGCAGCGGCAACAAGCUGAGCCUGGGCCGGCUGAUGGCGCACAGCAAGAGAGCCGUCAAGAAGUUCGUCAACUGCGACGUCAUGCUGGAGCCGGGCGAGUACGCCGUGGUCUGCUGCGCCUUCAACCACUGGGGUGCCGCCCUGGCCGGCCCUACCACCGCCCAGGCUUCCAGCCCCACCAGCAGCCGACCAGCCAGCGACUCCUCCAGCUACAUCCUGGCCAUCUACAGCUCCCGGCUGGUGAUGGUGGAGCAGGUGGAGGCCCAGCCCACCACGCUGGCAGAUGCCAUCAUCCUGCUGACUGAAAACAAGGGCGAGCGCCAUGAGGGCCGUGAGGGGAUGACCUGCUACUACCUGACGCACGGCUGGGCGGGGCUGAUCGUGGUGGUGGAGAAUCGGCACCCGAAGUCCUACCUGCAUGUCCAGUGCGACUGCACCGACAGCUUCAACGUCGUCUCCACGCGCGGCAGCCUCAAGACGCAGGACAGCGUCCCCCCCCUGCACAGGCAGGUGUUGGUGAUCCUCUCCCAGCUGGAGGGCAACGCUGGCUUCUCCAUCACGCACCGCCUGGCACACCGCAAAGCCACCCAGGCCUUCCUCAAUGACUGGAUGUCAACCAAGGGCACCCACAACCCGCUGCUGACGCCCGAGGUGGCAGGGCUGCACGGCCCCCGGCCCCUAUGACGAAGCGCCUGCCCCUGCCCCCUCUGCUGCCCCCCGACUGUCACCGAGCCUCUGGCCUGGGGUCACCUCCCUGAGCUGUGGGCGCUGAGCCGCAGGGUAGAGCCCAAGCAGUGUGCCUGGUGCCAUGCUCUGAGCUGUCGGGGCCAGCGCCAGCUCUGCCCGCUGCCCGCUGCCCUGGCACCACCAGCCUCCCCCCACGCACUUUACGAGGAGCGGCCAUGGGCAUGGGGCCAUCUCAGGAUCCCACCUGCCCCGUACCCACGCUGGGGCCUGGUGCCCUCAGCCUGCCCGGGGAUCUGCGGGAGAGGGCAGGGCUGCAGGUUUGUGUCAAGGCCCUCCCUAGGCGCUGUGCUCAGGACUCUGCCCCCUCCCGCGGUGCCAGGGCCCUGGCACUGCAAAACAAAUGAAUAUACCUCUGACAUCUGUCCGUCUGUGUGCCCCCACUCUGUCCCUGGGCCCUCCCCACUGUCUGCUUCCCACCUAUCAUCCGCCACCAGCACCAAGGUGGCAUGGAGGUACCACAGUAGCCAGGCCAGGCGGUGUCAGGGUCACCCUGCCGUGCCUGCUCAUGGUGGGGACAGUGUGGGGCCACUCCCUUCAUCCACCUCCCCUGUCCUGAGUGCCAGGGCUGGGGAGGAGAAGGUGCUGCUUGCUUUAGGAAGCUGCUGCCAAGGGGGUUUUGCCACCCCUGGGGGUGAAAUGCUUAAGGUCCUCCUCCAGCACCACUGCAGGAUGGGCAGCUGGGCCGUGGGGUGAUGCUGGGGGUGGGGGCUGGCAGGGCAGGGACCCCCCAGACUUGGCACACAAACGUUACUAUGCAAAGGCGGCCGCUGAAAGCAGUGCCUGGAGAGAAGCCAUGGCCCGAGCAGGGCUCAGCACCCCGGGCAGUGCCCCGCGGGGCAGCAGGUACCAAGGUACCACCCAGGGCUUAGCGGGGCAGCUCCUGUGGCUGUACCACGCUGCCCCAUGCCAGGGCUGGGGGUGAUUUGGUGGGGGGGGGCAACAGUGAGCCCCAUCCUUCAGAGGCUGAAUCCUGUGGAAAGUGCUGAACACAAGGCCAAGGCUUACCAGGGCCUGGAUGUGCCCCAUGGAGGGCUGCCCUAAAUGAUUUUAGGGCACCAUGGGUCUUGGGCUUGGCAUGUGUGUGUGUGUGUGUGUUUUAGGGGUGUCCCCCCCAGUGCUGCCUACCCCUCACCAAGCUCUGUGGACCUGCAUCUGUGUUGGGGGAGGGGACCAGUGGGAGAUGCUGACCCCUGUUUUGGUAGGGACCGUGCUGGGGUGGGGCAGCCUGUGCCCCAAAUCCUGCUCCAGCAGCAGCUGAGCUGGCCAGGGUCCUGUGGGGUUUACCGUCUGUGUGCCCUGGGUGUGGGCAGGGGGCCUAGGGCUUUGCCUUGUGUGUUACCCUCUGUGUCCCUUAGGGGUGGGCAGAGGCUGUGAGAUUUGCCCUCUGUGUGUGUCCCCUUCCACGAAGCCAGGCUGGGGGUUGAGGUUUGCUGUCUGUGUCCCCUGGGGAUGGGCAGGAGCCCUUGGGGUUUGCCCUGUGUAUCCCUCUGUGUCCUUCGGGGGUGGCAGGGGUGGGUGGGCUGCCCUGACACCUUGCUGGCCCCGAGCCGGGGCUGCUGAGCCAAGCUCUGUCCGUAUUUCUGUCCGUUGCUCUGUUGGGUUUUAUUUUCCUCUCCUCCCGGCUCCUUCCUCCUCGGGAUGGUUUUGUCCUUCACUUUCUUUCCUCCCACCCUGCUCUGUGUCCUUGGGCGCUGUGGAUGUUUUUAACUCUGUACAUAGCUGCCAGCUCUUCCCAACAGGAUCUUUUGUCACUUGUGAAGCAGCAGAGCAGUAACUCCUUGUACCAUACGGAUCCUCCAUGGGUGGUUUUCCAACUCAGGUUCUGACGGACCAAAUAAAAGUUUUGUUUUGUA
This is a messenger RNA of Pogoniulus pusillus (Red-fronted tinkerbird), 6309 nucleotides long. It is a transcript of the gene CAPN15, whose product is annotated as calpain 15. Gene Ontology annotation, cellular component: cytoplasm. NCBI's taxonomy places the organism in Eukaryota, Metazoa, Chordata, Aves, Piciformes, Lybiidae. Gene Ontology annotation, molecular function: calcium-dependent cysteine-type endopeptidase activity. The record is from RefSeq and is a predicted model, not a curated record. The transcript is spliced from 16 exons. Gene Ontology annotation, biological process: proteolysis. Bases 914 to 4393 code for a protein of 1159 amino acids.